AUGAACGAAUCAUUUAACCGGAGCCACGAUUUGCCAAUUAUAGAAGACGUUGAAAACCAGCCACUUCUAGACAAUACGCGCGAGAUCGAGAAUACCAACUCCAUUGAAAACCAACUCAAAUCUGCUAAAUCUGACCUUCAGCAUCGCAAAAGGGGUCCCACAACGCCGUUGGCUGCAUCUAUGAACGACCACGUUGUUCUUAGAAGAAAACUCGACCGUCCCGCUUCUCAAAUACGGUAUCUUGAAUUCGGAUCUAAUGAGCUUCUAGAAGCAAAGUACCAGAGCUGGGCUCUUGCUGAACAGUUAAAGAGAAACGAAGAAUUGGUGCGUUUUCUUGAACUUGAAAUGAAGUUUGCUGAAGAACAACCACCAUUGUAG
Messenger RNA from Scheffersomyces stipitis CBS 6054, 378 nucleotides. RefSeq lists its product as uncharacterized. Bases 1 to 378 code for a protein of 125 amino acids. NCBI's taxonomy places the organism in Eukaryota, Fungi, Ascomycota, Pichiomycetes, Serinales, Debaryomycetaceae. The record is from RefSeq and is a predicted model, not a curated record. The transcript has a single exon.